UACAAAUGUCAGAAACAGAAACCUCGGAAAGUUGAAAGGGCGAGGAGGGCCAUUCGGGUGAUUUUUGCAGUUUCAUUACAGAAAGAAUUGUACGCGGGGAUAAAAUAACAAUCGAAACAACUAUAAUGUUACCAGCGGCGGUUGAAGGCAGAGUGUUCGCGCGCGAAAUCCGCUUCAACGCCGUAUAACAAUGUCGGGACAGUUCGAUAUUCCAAAUUGUUUUUAACUUAGUAACGCCUCCAGGAUCAUGUUGAAAUUUAAAAAAAUGGGCUCGGAUAAAGUGCCGUUACUGCUUGUUACUGCCAACGUUGGAUCUAUAUUCGAAGACCCGUCAGUGAUGCUACCGAUCUGGACAUCGGAAUUCCUCCAAGCAGUCUCUCGUAUGGAUCCAAAGUUCAUAGCUCUUCAUCUGCAAGAAGUUGGUGGGAAAGCUUACGAGAAAUCUAUGCAGUAUGUGGAAGAUUUUGUGCAGAGAUUGUGCGAUUGUCCCGAAUUAAGAUUGUAUGACAAGAUCCGGAUAUUCCUGGAUGAAGAUUUUAGCUCACCUGAGAGGUUCACGGCAUUAGGUAAUAUGUAUUUCGCGCACUCUUCACUUACCGACAUCAAGAUCUGGGACUUUGAGGUGAAGGGCUACGUGGAGGUCGUUGGCAAAGAGGUCAAUAGCGGGAACAUUGAAAAGGUCACUACCAAAGAAAAGGCCAAAUUUCCACAGCAUUUCUUCCCGGAGUGCAAAUGGUCGCGCAAAGGAUUCCUGCGCACGCGCUGGUUGCUGCGCGGCACUGCGGUUGAAUUUGUCAACAUACAUUUGUUCCAUGACGCAUCUAAUCUGGUAGCUAUGGAGCCCUUCCCAUCGGUAUACUGCCGAAGUCGUCGUCGCGCGUUACGUCACACGUUACGUCAUCUGCACGCGGACGCAAACUCCGCCCCAUACUUUAUCUUCGGAGACUUCAACUUUAGGACUGACACAGGCGCUGUUGUUAAGAAAAUGACAGAAGAAUUGACAGCAUGCCGUCUACAACACGGCAACAGCGCGGAGUCCGCCAAGAUGCAGUACAAAGCGAGAGAGAAUGAUCGCCUCGUCCUUACCAUUGGCAAGAAGGAGUUCUCACAUGUAGACCAUCAGAAGAUAUUCAGGGAACCAUGGCUGCAACGUUUCGACCGAGAGCUGGAGGCGCUGCGGCCACAUCUGUUCGAGUUCCCGGUCAAGUUCCCGCCAAGUUAUCCUUUCGAAGAAAAUGUACAACUACCCACACAUUAUAUGAAGACAAGAUGUCCGGCGUGGUGUGACCGCGUGCUGCUGUCUCAGUCUGCACGUCUGCUGGUGCAGCACUCUGACGCCAGACCUGGAGACUCCCGACAUCUGCAUUCUUCCAGGAAAUCAGUAACAGACUCAACGGACAGUAACAGCAGGAUGUCAUCUUCUGAUAGCAGUCCUGCGAGAUCCAACUCACCCGCUUCACAGAAUCAUCAAGUGAGUCCCGGCAAGGUGCUGGAGAAGAAGGGCAGUGUGGCGGACCUGGAGGCGCUGUGUGUGCCCGGCAUUGCUGUCAGCAGGAAGAGCAUUGCUGACCCCACCAGUAUACAACACGCCCUCAAUGCACGUGGUUCAGAUUCGGAAGGUUCGCCGAACCGUCGGCGUUUGGUUCGCAACCAGUCUGAGGGCUCGCCCAAGUGUGAGGGAGAACUGCGCCGGCUCGCUGACGUCACAGCACGACGCCGCACUGACUACGGUGUCAUCGGGGAUGCUGCCUGCAUGGGGGACCACAAGCCGAUCUACUUACGCGUGAUGCUGCAGAGUGACAGAGGUACGGUAGAGAGUAGAUGCCCCCGGCCUUGCGCGUUCUGCCCCGCCCCCGCCCCCGGCCCCGGCCCCACGCCCCCGCCCCGCUCGCCCCAGCCCCCGCCCCGCCUCGCCCGUCUGCCAACAGACCCAGAUAUAUAUGCCAAGAAAACUAUCUAUUCAUACGAAAUACACGCAGAUACAGAUGUACCAAAGCGUACCAGAACCAGUUCUUUAACAGAUAAAAUUAUACCAUACGUUGAAAUCACUAGUGUUGACUCAAACGAUGGUAUAUUUGUUAACGAUAUCGAUACAUCAUUACUCAGCCCUACGCAAUGUCUAUAUCCUUAUACACCAGAAAGUGUUGACUCGCAUACACCGAAUGCGGAAAAUUCAACAGGCUCUGAUGAUUUGGCUAAUGAAAUUAUCGAUGUUUUAGGUACGAAUUUAGAAAUAAAAUCGACUACUAAACUUAGUAGAGAUCGUAGUGUAUCCCCUACACAGUUGAAGAGUCGGUUAGAUAUGUUGUUAAAUGAUGUACCACCAUUAGAGAGAUUGGAUAGUAGGGAAUCAUGUAAAUCUGAGGCCAGUAAGAAAGGGGGCUUGUGUUGUUUGGCGUUGAAAUGUUACGGCUUUUGUAGGAGACGGGCGCGCAAAGUCGAUUGUCGUUGUAGUGGCUUUAGUAAAUGUUGCACUUAAUAUCGAUAUAUCGAUGUCGCAGCACUAUUUCCUUCCUCCACAGUUAAAAACAAAUUUAAAUAUGUCAAAUGCAUUGACAUAGACUAUAAUUUGACAGAUGACUUCUCAUAGAUUAAAAAUAUUUUGACUUUUUAAUUUUGGAGGAAUGUGAAUGCAUUUUUUUUAUAGUGUAUAUUUAAGACUUAAUUGUAUUAAACGAACAAAUGGUAAAUUUUUACCAUACAAUAUCUAAGUUAUGUUAAUUGUCACUUUAAGUAUUAAAAACUUAAAGUGAUAUUAACAUAACUUAAUGACGAUAAGUUUAAAACUAAGUAUUAAGCAUGAUUGUCGUAUUACUUAAAAGCAUGCAUUUUUUUUUUAACUAAUGAAAACUUAAUCUAUUAUAAUUAGUUGUAAAUAUUUUUGAUCUGUCAUAUUUUAAUAUGGCAACUAGUCCGCAGGUAACUGCAAAUUAUGAUGCAAUAUAAUCUAUGGUCAUAGUGAGGGGAUUCCUCAUAGAUAAUAAGAUUUGUAUAGAUAAUAAAUAAUGGUGCUUAAGAAAUUUUUAUGCCAAAUAAUUUUUAUAAUAAUUCUAGUCUUAGUUCUGCUCAAACAUACCCAAUUUUUUAUUGGGUGUUUUGACAUUUCAUUAAAAUGAUAAUUCUAUGUUACUUAUUACAUUACGAACAAAUAAAAAUAAAUUUAUAAUUCACAAU
Molecule: messenger RNA, 3174 nt
Organism: Papilio xuthus (Asian swallowtail)
Lineage: Eukaryota; Metazoa; Arthropoda; Insecta; Lepidoptera; Papilionidae
Gene: 5PtaseI
Product: inositol polyphosphate-5-phosphatase A
Exons: 13
Coding region: 248-2479 (743 amino acids)
Biological process (GO): phosphatidylinositol dephosphorylation
Molecular function (GO): inositol-polyphosphate 5-phosphatase activity
Source: RefSeq, a predicted model, not a curated record